Phyllostomus hastatus (greater spear-nosed bat) is the source of this 6911-nucleotide messenger RNA. RefSeq names its product microtubule associated protein 4 (gene MAP4). Lineage: Eukaryota; Metazoa; Chordata; Mammalia; Chiroptera; Phyllostomidae. Gene Ontology annotation, molecular function: microtubule binding. Bases 254 to 6820 code for a protein of 2188 amino acids. Gene Ontology annotation, biological process: neuron projection development; microtubule cytoskeleton organization. Gene Ontology annotation, cellular component: neuron projection. The transcript has 20 exons. The record is from RefSeq and is a predicted model, not a curated record.
GCGGCGCCCCUCCUACGCACCGGCCCUCAAGAGGGCAACGAGGAAGCGGCCGCCUCCCUGCGCCCCGCCCCUCGGGUUCACUCUCUGGCCCUUAGGUCUUCCCGGCUCCUCCCGGCCCUCUCCAGGUUCUCUCCGGCUCCGGCUCCGGCGCGGUGGCGGCGGGACUGUGCUCAAUCCACUGAACUAUCCCACCCAGGGCCCAGUUAGAUCCACUUUUGAAAAUCUUCACAAAAGGCAGUCGCAGUGGUGCAAAAUGGCCGACCUCAGCCUUGCAGACGCAUUGACAGAACCACCUCCAGAAAUUGAGGGAGAGAUUAAACGGGACUUUAUAGCCACCCUGGAGGCAGAGGCCUAUGAUGAUGUUGUGGGAGAAACUGUUGGAAAAACAGACUACAUUCCUCUCCUGGAUGUUGAUGAGAAAACCGGACAGCCAGAGUCGAAGAAGAAACCAUGCCCAGAUACUAGCCAGAUUGAAGGUACUCCAUCUCCUAAAGCAGCAGUGCUAGCCAAUGGGGACCACGGAAUAGAAGGGAAUGACACUACAGGGUCUCCAACUGAAUUCCUUGAAGGGGAAAUAGCCUACCAGGGAUAUCAGAACAACCAGAACUGGCCAGAAAACACAAACUUUUGCUUUGAACCCGAGCAAGCAGUGAAUCCUAUCCAGACCGACCCCUUUAAGAUGCACCGUGAUGACGACCUGGAAGACCUGCUCUCUUUCCCCAGCGCACCAGCCAAUGCUUCAGCCUUUGCACAGCAGCACGGUCCCCCGGAAGGCAGUUAUGGUCUGUUUCCCUGUGACACAUUUCCGCCUGCAGGGCUUAUCCCUCAGAUCUGUCCUAUGGGACCCCCAAACUCGCCCCAUGCUGGCGUCGUCCUUUCCCCAGAGGCCCCGCCACCUCUGCAGCCCACAGCAUGGCCAGCCGAGGAGGCAGAAAUGGCAUCAGCAGAAGAGAGGGCACCAGUAGAAGCAUUGGAAAUAAUGAUGGGACUGAAGCCUGGUGACAUGGCACCAUCUGGAGAAACAGAGGUGGCCCUGGCUAAGGACAUGGCCCCAAUCACAGAAAUAGAGGUGGCGUUGGCCAAAGACGUGGAACCACCUACCAAAGAAGAUGUGGCAUUCGCCAAGGACAUGGAAUCGUCCGUCAGGUCAGAUGUGUCCGUGGUCAAGGACGUGGCUCUCCGCACAGAAGCAGAGGAGACCCCAGCCAAGGAUGGAACACUAUUCAAAGAAACAGAGAGGGUGCCGCUUGUAGAACUGGACUUCACGCCAGCUGAGGGCAUGGGGCCACUCUCAGAAAUGGGGAUGACACUGGCUAAGGACGCUGUGUCAUCUGCAGAAAUGUCCUCGGCCAAGGAGUUGGCCUUGACCUCAGAAACAGAGGUGGCCCCGGUCAAGGACGUGACUCCAUCUCCCAAAACAGAGGUGGCCCCGGUCAAGGAUAUGACUCCAUCCCCCAAAAUAGAGGUGGCCCCGGUCAAGGACGUGACUCCAUCCCCAGAAACAGAGGUGGCCCCGGUCAAGGACGUGACUCCAUCCCCAGAAACAGAGGCGGCCCCGGUCAAGGACGUGACUCCAUCCCCAGAAACAGAGGCGGCCCCGGUCAAGGACGUGACUCCAUCCCCAGAAACAGAGGUGGCCCCAGUCCAGGACAUGGCUUCACCCCCCAAAACAGAGAUGACCUUGGCUAAGGAUGUUGUACCACCCUCAGAAACAGAGGUGCCACCAGCUCCAGUUAAGGACACGGAAGUUGUCCGGCCACAGGGAGAAAUACGCGAGGUUUCCCAGCUGGAACCUCUCCAGAAUGAAGGGCGCUCGAGUGCACCUGCUUCCACGAUUUCACCAGAACCAGUCACAGCCAGCGGCCAAAAGUUCAACUUGCCAACAGAUGAGGCGUCUGUGUCGGAGAAACUAGAGCAAAAGAAACCACUCGGUAGUCAGCCUUCUGAGCUUCCUUCGGAGACGUCAGGUACCCUCCCCACACAAGCCAAACCAGUGUGCAGGCCCGGUGAGCGCAGGGCCGCCCGGCCCCGGCCCGCCAGGGGCCCUCCUGAGCUGCUGGGAGGCUCUUCGCGGAAGACUCUCGACCCGGCUCUGGGCCCCUGCUCUGUGCUGGAGUCAGGCUGGGUCUCCGGCUCCUCUUCCUGUGGCGAGCCUGGGAACCCAAGGAGACCUUUUCAUGUUGACUUCCUUGAACCCCAGAGGGAUCUGGGCAGGGAGGCCUGGGAUGUAGAAAGCACAGCAAUGAUGAUGAAGAAGAAAAAGAAGAAACCAAAGCAAAAGAGAUACUCUCCAGCCCGGGCUGGGGGGCCUUGGGACGACGAGAAUGCAAAGGAGCCCACAGGCCAUCCCUGGGCAGCCGACUCCCAGAAAUCGGGUGUUGUCCCCGGCCAGCCCACCGCUGCGCGCGCAGAGUGUGGACCGGCACCCAGAGGGACCCUGAAAAGGGGGUGUGAAACUGACUCCAGAACAGCCAGACCGGCAGCUGAGAACCCUGUCUCAGAAGGCCUCAGUGUUCCUUUGUGUCCUUUGAAAGAACCCCCGAAAGCCACAGUAGAUUCUCCGCUGAGUGUAGAGGCAGAAGUCAAGGGUCACAAGUCAGGGCCACAGAGCCAGGACACGAAAUCUCUGCCACCAGGUGCAUGCAAAUCACAGACUGCUCCCCACCUGGAGGCUCCCAGGGAUAGAGGCCAGACAGUAGGCUCUGUGAAACUGGAAGGGCCCCAGACAGAAGUUUCUGCACCCAAAGUAGAAAUUCCUUUGGAGAUCAGACCCCAAGAGGGUUGCUUCCCUGUCUUGGACCAAGAGGCUAUGGGGAGAGUUCUAAAACCCACAGCAGCCAGAGAACUGCCCAACGUGAAACCCACUUUGUCAGCCAGUCACCCAUUAGACAGUAGUCCGAAAGAAGGGAAUGGUGAGAGGGAGAUGACUAAGCUGCAGGUCGACGAGCACAAAGAGUUCUCUGAGGGAGCGAGAGACGUUCAAGAACUGAGCAAGGGAGCUUUUCCCAAACAAAGACAAGAGAUGAGCGUCUUAGCUUCUGAGCAGCCACAGGACAAGGUUCAGGUUCCUGAGCCAGGGAGUGAACCAUUUAAGAAAACGGCAGGUGAUGGCAAAAGCAGGAAGGGAAAGGGAAGUUCUGGGAAAGUGAGAGCUAGUUCCGGGAAGGCGAGAGCAAGAGCUGAGCUGCCGGUCCUUCCAGACAGCCCGGGGGACGGCACAGGUGUCCUGGGGCCGGGCGAGCCAGCCCCUAAACCGGAAAGAGUGACUGCCGGGGCUCCGAGUGCGGGGCUGGGGCUGGGUUCUUCCAGGCAGCUGGGGACCGCAGCUGAUCUCCCCGAGGCAGGGGUCGUGCGGGAGCCUAAGGAGACAGCUGGCCCUAGUGUGGCAAGCACCCUGCAGGCACUGAUUCCUUUGGGAACUGGGUCAGGCGUGACUCAGACUUCCGGUGCCACAACAGAAAGAGCAGCCGUGGACAUAGAUCUGGGUGUCAGCAACCAGGGCAAGGAAGGAAAGUGUCCUUGGGUGGAUCGUGAGGCAGCUCCCUGGAGUUCUGAAAAGCCUAAAAAAAGAAGCAGUGAAGGCAAAAACAAAAAGUUUAAAAAUAAUUACUCCACACAGCCUGCUGGGGUGGAGAGCAAAGAGGGAGUCCUCAGCCCGCCUUUCGCAGGGAAGGACGGAGGUGCUGGGGGCACUCCCCACCCAAACAGGGAUUUGGGGCUCGCUUUCCCCCUGAGUCACGAGCCCUUGUGCUCACAGACUUCGAAGGCCCCCACCGUGGAGGUGACUGACCGAAAGGGUAGCAAUGUUGAGGUUAAUUCUUUUGAGCUUGGGGCUGCUGGUGGGAACAAGGCAGACACAGUCAAGGAUCCUGCUGUUAGCGAAGCGGCCACCAAGGUGACAGACGGGAGCCGCCAAGACCAAGCCCAGGGGGCAGGACCUGUUCCUUCAGUGCUGCCGGGGGAACGGAAGACAGAUGCAGCCGUGGGGCAUGCUGCGGUGGCUGACAGACCCACUAAGAGGAGUAAUGAUGGAAAAAGUAAAAAGGCUAAAAAUAGUUUUCCUGAGAAGCACAUUUUGGAGAAUAAGGCAGAUGCGACAAAAAGACAUGUUCCCAUGGAAGCCAUGGGGGACCUCAGAGUAGAAGGAAUGGGCUAUGUGGAUGAAAAUAGAAACAUUGCAUUUACCUGCCCCAGAACACCACCCGAGGUGAUGACUAUUCAGCCAACCCCUCUAAAGGCUCUGGAUUCGGCAGCCUGUGAAAAGCUGCCUACGCCCACUCCUCAAUUAGUAAAGGAAGCUGAUUCCUUCCCAGACACCUUGGCAGAAAGUAGGCAAGAGACAGCUCUGGCCCAGAUUUCCAAAUCAUCAGUGGUAGAUAGUUGCAGCAAAGAUGGAGUCCCAGAUCAAGGGAGAUCCAAGGCUCCCUCUGCUGCUAUGCCCUUUGCAAACACAGGGGGAGGUGCCCUGGCUUUUACAGCGGCCCCAGAAACAGUGAAGAGUCCUGGAGAUAACCAUGUAAAGAGCAGAGGUGAGCUUGCUGACCCCACGAAAAAUAAAGCAGGGGCAGAUGGAGGGCCUGUGGCCGGAGAGUCUGCGUCCGUGCCCAGCGGUGCAGCUAAGCGUGCCGUAGAGAAAAUCACAGAAGUAGCAAAGGAGCGCCCUUCUGGAGCGCCCGCAGAAGACCAGAGCCUGCCAGGUGAGCUCAGAGGCCUGGAGGUGUGUGCAGACAGGAGUGAUUUCCCAGCAUACCCAGUAAGCAAAAAGAAAGAGUCUGAGGCGGGUUCUGCUUCAGCGGAUGUUCCGGGCGCACUGGGAGGUAAACCACAAAAGCCCCAUGUGUGUGAGGACCAGCGUGCUGAAGGCGGAGAGUCUAGGGGCCCAGCUAGUCUGGAUACGGAGGUGGGUAGGACUCUUUCGCCUCCAAAAAGUGAAAAGGAUAAAUUGGAAGGAGUUAGCCUGGCCUCUAAAGCCCCAGAAGGAGAAGCUGUUUCCUCGCCAGCACCACAACUCCAGGCGGGGUCCUCAGAGGGCCCAGCGGGCGCGACCCCCUCGAAGGGGGUAGAUGACUUGGUAGUGACUGCUUCCAAGGGUCUUCAGCUCCCAGGACCCGACGGUAAGAUCUUGGAGGCACCUGAGCAAAUGACAGAGAAACCUGAACCAAAGGCCCUGGAGGAAGGGAAGAGGGCAGAAAAAAGAGCGGCGGAACCCAUGAAAGGCUACAUGAGGCCCACCAAGUCCCGGGGACUUCCUCCGCCUCUGCCGAAGCCCGCGGCGCAGGACCGAGAGAGGGCCAGGCCAGCCAAGUCCGGCGGAGUAUCCAAGCCAGAAGAAGGGCAGCCGACCGUGAGUGUGACCGGAAAUGACAUCACCGCCCCUCCAAACAAGGAGCUCCCACCAAGCCCAGAGAAGAAAACAAAGGUAGUUGCCAGAAUGCCUUUGGCCACAACUCAGCCUGCAAAGACUUCAACAUCGAAAGCCAAAACCCAGCCCACUCCUGUCCCUAAGCAGCCAGCCCCCACCACCCUCGGUGGGCCGACUAAAAAACCCAUGAGCCUGGCUGCAGGCUCAGUGCCGGCCGCCCCGCCCAAACGCCCUGCCGCCGCCACUGCCAGGCCCUCCAUCUCUCCUUCAAAAGACGCGAAGCCCAAGCCUGCAGCGGAGGCAAAGAUUCCCGAGAAGAAGGCCACGCCAUCCAAGCCGGCCACGCCAUCCAAGCCGACCUCUGCCCCGGCCGCCAGGCCUGGCUUCAAGAGCACCCAGACUGCUCCAAAAGCCCCAGCAGCUGCCUCUGUUACCCCAACGGGGCCCAGCAGUAGAGGCUCUCCCAUGCCCCUACCCAAGAAGCCAGCUGGCAUCAAGACUGAGGGAAAGCCUGCAGACAUCAAGAAGACAGUUACGAAGUCUGCACCAGCUGACGUGAGCCGCCCGAAGACCACCUCCGGCAGCACGGUGAAGAAAACCACCGCUGCCCCUGGGGCAACUUCCCCAGCAGGCGUGGCCCCCAGUCGAGUCAAGUCCACACCCGCGCCCCCCCGGCCCGCCGGGACUCUUGCUGCAGACAAGAAGCCCACGUCAGUCAGGCCCAGCUCCUCCGCCCCCAGGCUGAGCCGCCCGGCGACCAACGCCUCUGCCCCUGACCUGAGGAAUGUUCGCGCCAAGGUCGGCUCCACGGAAAACAUCAAGCAUCAGCCUGGAGGAGGCCGGGCCAAAGUAGAGGAAAAAACAGAGGCGGCCGCCGCAGCCCGAAAACCCGAACCUAACGCGGGCACUAAAACCGCCGGCCCAGGUGCGAGUGCCCAGAGACCGCCUGCCGGGAAAGUCCAGAUAGUCUCCAAAAAGCUGAACUACAGCCACGUUCAGUCCAAGUGCGGCUCCAAGGACAAUAUUAAGCAUGUCCCUGGAGGUGGCAAUGUUCAGAUUCAGAACAAGAAGGUAGACAUCUCCAAGGUCUCCUCCAAGUGCGGGUCCAAGGCCAACAUCAAGCACAAGCCUGGUGGAGGAGACGUCAAGAUCGAAAGUCAGAAGCUGAACUUCAAGGAGAAGGCCCAGGCGAAGGUGGGAUCCCUGGAUAACGUGGGCCACCUGCCCGCGGGAGGUGCCGUGAAGACUGAGGGCGGUGGCAGCGAGGCCCCUCCGUGCCCGGGCCCCCCCGCUGGGGAGGAGCCGGCCAUCCCCGAGGCAGUGCCCGAAGCUGGCGCCCCCACAUCAGCCAGUGGCCUCAAUGGCCACACCACCCUGGCAGGGGGUGGUGACCAAAGGGAGGCCCAGACCUUGGACUGCCAGAUCCAGGAGACAAGUAAGUGGCUGGGCUUGGCCUAGGGGCCGGCCAGGGUCCCUGCCACUGGCUGCAAAUCGAAACUCCUUUGUUUUUUGACUGGAGCGUGGCCUACAUUUUAACGAAGCAACCUUC